Molecule: messenger RNA, 743 nt
Organism: Mangifera indica (mango)
Lineage: Eukaryota; Viridiplantae; Streptophyta; Magnoliopsida; Sapindales; Anacardiaceae
Exons: 2
Coding region: 73-453 (126 amino acids)
Source: RefSeq, a predicted model, not a curated record
CCUUGUUCAAAAUAUUUUCAGUUGAGUCCAUCAUUCCUAGGAUUUAAUAGCGUUUCUAUCUACAGCUCAGCCAUGGCCAAGCCUGCUACCUCCCUCUUCCAGUCUCUCCGCCGUUACCUGAAGAAGCCAUGGGAAAUAACCGGACCGUGCUCCGAUCCUGAAUACAAAAGCGCUAUACCAUUGGCCACCGAGUACCGGGUCCCCUGCCCCGCCACCACUAAAGAGAAGCCCGCGGUUCCGACAUCCAACCCGGAGAACGUUUUCGACAUCAAGUACUACUCUCGUGAUCAGCGCAGGAACCGCCCCCCGAUUCGCAGAACCAUUCUGAAAAAGGCUGACGUGGAGAAAAUGAUGAAGGAGAAGACUUUUACAGUUGACGAUUUUCCUCCCGUUUAUUUGACCGCUACGGUCGAGGAGGAUUAUAAUGCUGUCGGUGGAGGCUAUCAGAAAUGAAAAAGGCUUGUGGGAUUGUGGCUAAAUUUGUGCACCGGUAUUCAUUUGUCUUUUUCGCUGUCUAUAAGAAGUGGAGGUUGUUUUAGCAUAGCAAUUUUCCAAGACUGCAGUUAAAGAGGAUGUGAUAUUUCAUGACAAUAAGGGUAGUUGCCUGCACAUACAUUAUGUAUUUUAAUUGUUAUGUGUUUGUAUAAAUUCCAAAUGCAACUUCAAUUGGUUGAUGAUGAAUUCACUUUAAACUUGUAAGAGUUUCUACCCAUCAUUAUUCAUUGGAACAUUUUCUUUGUCAA